Cynoglossus semilaevis (tongue sole) is the source of this 11245-nucleotide messenger RNA. RefSeq names its product solute carrier family 16 member 4 (gene slc16a4). Gene Ontology annotation, molecular function: monocarboxylic acid transmembrane transporter activity. The record is from RefSeq and is a predicted model, not a curated record. The coding region runs from base 7184 to 8923 and encodes 579 amino acids. The transcript has 8 exons. Gene Ontology annotation, biological process: monocarboxylic acid transport; transmembrane transport. NCBI's taxonomy places the organism in Eukaryota, Metazoa, Chordata, Actinopteri, Pleuronectiformes, Cynoglossidae.
UUGUUUUAGAAAUUUUUUUUUGUUUAAUUUUCAUUUUUUUUUUGAAAUUUUUUUUUUUAGAAAAUUUUUUUUUGACGUCUAAGUGAUGUUACAGACUACGGCUGAGGCCAGCCCUGGUGAAAGGACAGGACGGGAGGGAUUCUUCUUCAUCCGGUUGAUCUUUAAUAAUAAGAUCAUUCUUCUCAAUCCACAGCCUAAUACCAUAUCAUAUGUCUGUGUUACAUAUGUUUUCUGUAUUGGAGUAGACACUGGUCUGCGUUUUGGUGACGCCCCGCCUCCUUCUAGAACCGACGUCAUGCUUGUAGUAUCAUUAAUGGCACCUAGAAAAAAAAAACACCUAAAAAAAACCCCGUUUUUCUUAAAAGUUUCUUUUCAAGUGUUUCAGAUGUAAUUGCUGCUCCCCUCUCCUCCACAGGGGGCAAUAGACCUGAUGACUGAUCAUGGUCCUUGAGUUCCUGAGUCACGUGUGGCUCUGUAGUUCAUUUACAUUCGCUCCAUGUAUAAUGAUAUUAAUAUUUGUGAAUGGACCACAUACAGUAUAAUCUGACCCGCCUACCCCCUCCCCCUCCCCGCAAUAAAACAUGCAUGACUAAUGCAUCCAAUCAGCCUUUAUACUCAGUAGAAAACAGCGAAUCCUGUGUGAGCUGCGGUCACUGACUUUACUGUGACUGUCAGAUGUUUUCAAAGAAACACUUUCUUGUUGCAACACAAAAACAAAAGGUUUCAUUUUUGAAAUUCUAACUUAAUUCUGUUUUAAAACUUUAAACGCUGCAUUAUUGACGUUAAUCAAACCUUUGCCAUGUUUUAUUUAGCGUUAAAAUGAUUAAAACCAUGAUGUGGUUGUCAAAGAUUGUAAAUUAAUGUGUGUAGUAUAUUACUAUGCAUUUAAGUUGAAAUAUACAAGUGUAACAACACCCGCAGUCUCUCGCUCUCCCUCCCUCUCUCUCUCUCUCUCUCUCUCAUGGAUGAGGACUGUUGCUGCUGCUGCUGCUGAGUCUGGAUCACGUGCCCCUCCUCACUCAGAGCUUGGUUUUCUGCGGCUCCGCAGCACCAGCAGCAGCAGUAGCGGGAGCAGCAACGUUGAGGCUCGGAUGUGAGAUGCAGCUCAGAGGAUCCCGCUGCUAGAGACAAAAAAGUUAUGGCUCAGUCAUCGUCAGAGGAACAGCUCCUGCAGCAGUGUCUCUGUGCCAUAAAGUGCAUGAGUGGUGACGCCUACUCUUCACUGAGAAGCACCUCUCCCGAGGGAGGAAACCCGAAAUUACGCAUCACUUUAUCCCAAUAAAAACUGGAGCUGUGACGCGUCAAAUACUCCAGAAGACCUCAGGUAUUGAUGCUGUGUUAUUUUAUCUUUUUUUAAAUAUUUAAGUAAACAAUAUUUGAUUCUCCUGGCUAAUAGGUGACACGUUAAAGUAACAGCUAUGAAAACGCACCACACAAGUUUUUUUGUUUUGUUUUUGGUGUAAAAACUUCCCACAUGCACGGCGGUCUCACUGCAGGUCUGUGGCUCUCUCUCGUCAGAUGGCAGCCAGAUGACAUCUUGAAACUCAGCCUGUUUAAGUGUCAGUGCUGUGCCCGAGCUGAAGGAGCCUUUUCUCGCCUUGUUGAGCUGAGUGAGGGGCACAAUGCAACAGGGCCGUGAAGUGGAGAUAACAUCUGGCUCACAGCCACACACAGUAAGACCUCCUUGUUCUUUCCUUUCACUAAUGCGCUUUUGUGGAUGCCUCCGUGGACUAUAAGCCAAAAGCUUUCGGGAAAACACUCAGGAACGUUUUUUAAAGCCCGUGUAUUCACAAACCAUCGGUGGGUGUCUGGCUCUUCGUCGAUAUGUGGCUUCUCUAGUCUAAAUGAGAGGAAGUUCAUGAGCAAAUGGUUGAAGAGAAUAGAAAUUUAAAUAAUAGCUUUAAAUACUAGAAAAUUCACUUCUGGCUUAUUGAUUUAUAUAUUUAAUCUGUAUUUUUCUUGAAAAUGUCAAUUAAGUUUCUUAAAAAAACAGGUUCUGAUUUCAAAGUAUUUAUUUGUUCUGGUUCCUCUGCUCUUUUAUGACAGUAUGAAUAAAAAGUAGUUCUGGAUGAAAACAAAACAGGGCUGGGGCACUCAAAACUGAAAACUUAUACCGCAAAUAAUCUCCGGUGUAUGGAAAAAAAACACUGCUUUUGUACAACACUGUUGUAGGUAGUUGUUCAUACUUGCAUUUCCUGCAACUUUAUGUUUUCAUGACUCCAGCGCUCUCUUCAAUUUCUGGGUUAUCGAUUUACUCAAAUUGAUUUAUUAGCCAAAUUUCUAUAUUUAAAAAUCACUUUUGACAGUGUUUUCAUUUGAUUGACAUUUCCCAGCUUUUCUGGGCUGAAUGAUGAUCUGUUGACAGAGAAUAGCUCAUUAAAAUAAUCAAUACUGCAUCCAUUCAUAAUAUACAUACAUAUACAAACAUAAAUGUUUCAACAUGCAGAGUAUCUCGUAUCUCGAGGUUCCACCGUAGAAACAAAUGGAACAAGUGGAACCUCGAGAUACUGUGCAUACGAGCAUAAUUGGUUCCAUGACCGAGCUUGUAACUCGAUGGGCUCGUAUCUAGAAUCGUGUUUUCCCAUAAGAACUAAGUCGGCGUCUGUAAGCGUGCUCGUAUCUCGAGGCAAAACAUUUGCUCGACGGCUUGCUAGUAUGUCAAGGUGCUCGUAUUUCGAGGUUCCACUGCACAGGCUUCAGUUCACCACUGCAGCCCUACGAACAAUGUGUAUAACUCUCUCCAUGUUGCUCUGUGAGUACUGAGUGGUACUUCAAUUACACUGAUGUCAGCAGAACUGAUAAAGUGUGUAUUUUCAUGCUCGCUCUCGUCGGACUUUUUCACAAAGCGAAAACCUAUUUUUGCCAUUUCAAGCAAAAUAUCAAUGUUGCAAGUGAGACUCUCAGACAGUCAUCCGACCCCGGUGUGUGUUUUUCAGGAGGCAUUAAUUGUCCUUGUUGCCGCUCCUCCGAGCUCAAGUGGAGGUUUUUUUAAAGUAACGGUGCUGUGUCAGACUUUUCUGUUUGACUUUGUCUGUCCUUUAAAAUGUCUUCCUAAACUGUAGCUGUCAACCAGAGUAUGUAGUGAUCUGUCAGAGAGUGUGCUCCUGGACAGGCGUGACUUUGUUACAACAGGAAGACCUCUUUGUCUUCUUUACACUGUCAAAAACUGUUUGUUAACAAUAGCAGGCUGUGUCGGAGCAGGACAAACAUGUUGACACUGCAAACCUGUAAAUCACUGAAGGCGUUUCUCCUAAAGCUGCAAUGACCAGUGGGGGGCGUGGGUGGGGGUGUUACCCUUGCAGCCAUCCCUCAAACUGAUUGAAGACUGAGUUUCUACACUAGUCCAGUGUUGAUGGAUAAUUGUGAGCUGGUUUUACUUUGACUGGCAGCCACAUGUUUAGAGCGGCUGUUACAACUUGUAUCCACUUAAUCGUGUAAGAGCUUUUCUUUUUUUUCUCCGUGACCCACAUUCAAACAAAGCAAAGAAGUGAAAAGCUCUCCAAACUUACAUUCCUGCCACACAAGAUAUAAACAUGAACUGAAUUUCUCCCAAAAUUGCCUACCUGUGCUAGUAAAAUAUGAUCAACCUGCACAUUUAAAUGACAAUUCAUCAUUUUAUAAUGCUUACUAUUGUAGCGGUAAUAAUAGCGGACAAAUUAAGGUCUCAACAAUUGUCUUAAUUACUAUAAAAUACUAUAUAUAUAUUCAUAUAUGUAUGUAUACAUGUACAAUUUUUACUGUCAGUAAGUGAAAAUAUCAUGUAUUACUGUAUAUGUUUUUGAAUAAACUGAUCAAGUUUCUUUACUUAAAGUUCUCUAAAUAUCGUUACAAGUACAAAGCAACAGGAAGGAGACAAAACUGUGUGUGUAACGGGUGUUGUUUCAACAGGCAGACAAAUACCUGUUGUACCCGAUUUACCACUUAGCCUCUUUGGUUUUAGCCUCUAACAGUCUACUGUUAUCCGACCUGCAUAAAGCAGUACUGAUGAUAGUCAUAGUAUUGUAGUAUUUGCUCUUCUUACCUUCCUAAAGCUACUGUUCAAACCAAGUUAGGUUUAGUAAUCCAUUUAACAAAAGCACAAUAACAACGUUAACAUGCAAGUUGGUGUCUUCUAAGUAAUCAGUUCAUGUUGCAUAACAUAAGCAACAAUAUACUGAGCAUUUAACAAAGUGCAGACUCUGAUCUAAAAAUCUGCUCCCAUUGGUUUGUAUUUUAGGCUGCAUUCACACAGAAAUAAGGCAGCGUGGACAACUGGUACUGCAUGGGGCCAAAUGUUCUUCCUUUUUUCCUGCUGUAUUCUGCAACUGUGCUGUGUGGUGAAAACCUAACACCUCUUUUGAACUCCUUGGUGACCUGUGUCACUGUCAGGCAUCUUUUAGUCUUUUAGUACUUGUCAGUCUCGCUCAUGUAACUCGAGAAGACGUGUUUAGUACAGUAUAAAGUACUAUUUCUACCUCCAACAACAGGACCGGUAUUCUCUAAAGUCUGGGAAUACACCAUGACAUCAGGUUUAUAGAACAAAGAAAAACAGAAAAAAAGAAUCAAUCAAAAAUUGUUCUGGGAUUUUUCAGUAAGUGUUAAAAAAUAUUCAUGAGAAUUUUUGAAAAAUGCAUUUUUCUUUUUUGCACGUUUCUCACCAACUUAGAUCAUUUUGAGAAUUUUUUUUAGGAACUAGUAAAAAAAUAUUUUAAAAAAAGUAAAUAUUGGACUAAUCCAAAGCAAAUCUACUAAUACACUUGGAUUCUACUGUACUGCUUCACUCACAGGAAGACUCUACUGGCUUAUUGCUCUUUUCAUUUCAGUAAUUCCUGGUGUCUAACUGUUAAUUUCUUCAUGCAGGUUCAAAUCUAAUACUGGUGCAGCCACAGUUCCAAGUGUCCUUCAUCCAAGCUGAGGAUGACCAUCUGAGAUUAGGACAUCUGACCUUGUUCACCUCCACAGCCUGUAGUACACUGACCAAGCUAGCCACACAGGUAACCCAAGAUACAUCAGCAUGUAAUGUGAGCUACAUGAAAUCUAAGGAUAAGUCAAUGUGUUUUGCCUCCUUCAUCUUGUAAAGAAGCAGGAACUCCGUGAGCAGUGACAGAACCAAGGUCAUGAAGUAACUUCAUGUUAGAUACUGCAGUAGAUUUACCCAAGUCUUUUGUUGAAAUAAGUACAAUACUAGGCGGUCUGGUGUAUGCUGGAUACUGUAUACAUGACAUUUCUGUACAUAUGGACCUUGAAUAUGGUUUUAAAAAUAAAAUAAAAUAAAAUAAUGAAUUCAAUUUUUAAGACUAGAAGAAGAGAUACAUCCACUGACUGAUUAACAAGGCAAACAGUUACACACUAGCUAAAGAGCUGUACUGACACCUUCUGUGUGAAGACCGUUAACCAACAGCUGUGACUAUGAAUGAUUUGAAAGAAAAAAAAAAACUCAAACCUUAAACACACAAUGUCAAUUUCCUUAUUUUACAUUAACUGUUUUUUUCUUAUAAUUAUCUCCCAUGUUCAGCAAGUGUCUGAAGAAAUAGCUUCAUCUACAACAUUACGCCUGAUAAUAUAAGACUAAAAUAUUAAUAUUGGUACAGAUAUUAUAGACUAUAGAUUGACUCCUCGCUUUAAUUUUUUUUACAUAUCAGAUUGUAGGGCAAACUAAAUAUUACUUCAACUGGAAAUUAGUCAUUAUUUAUUUGAUACUAGUUUCAGGUCAUUGUGUCAAGACUGAGUGUGACACACGCAACCACCAAGGUGAAUACACCUCUGUCAUGGUAUGGUUCACCAGGAGCCAGGGAAUGUUUUAUAUAGAGGGAUAAUUCACUUUACUGUAAGAAUUCACUUGUAAAUUGGCUCAAUGAUUAAAAGAGAAUUCUUACUUGUCACUGUGUAACAGUUCAGAAUUGUAGCCCAGGGGGAAAUAGCAGUUCAUUGACAAAAGGACCUAUAAAAUUCUUUAUUAGUUUACUUAGUCUGCCUCUUUACCUCUUCGAGUUCCAACCCAGUUAACAGCCAACUACAGAAACCAGUUUCCCAGAAGCCAAAUAUCAAAGUUUGGUGGAACUGUUUAACUCCUGAUGAUAUGAACUGUAGGUCAGACAGAGUUUAAUCAUCUCCAUGUUGUCAUUAAAAAAACCUGUUCAGGUAAAAGUGUGUCAGGUGUUAAUUUUUACUAUGACAUGUUGAUCAACAAUCCCCGCCUGUGCAGCCUUCAAAACUUCAACACAUUUACAAACAUGCAUGUAAGCUCCAUCUGAGGACCACAGCACAUGGGGGAAAUAUUUCCCUUGCAGUACACUGGCCCAAUUCAUUCCCAUUUUAAUCCGCUCACCGCUCCCUGCCUCCUUUGGUCUUGGCUUCUUAAACUUGUCUAAGUCACACUUAGUGAGAAAGGAAGGCCACGAAAGAGGGGGUAUUUUAACUGCUGGUCGGUUGGACUUUUCGUCUGUUCUUCAGUACAGUACCUAGUGAAUCACAUCAGUGUACCAACCCAUUAUAACAAAGUGAAGUAUUUCAGGGGGAGUUCAAUAACGUGGUUGUACAAGUUUAGAAGGAAAAUGAAUGUCAUUGGAAAGGCCCAAAUUAUCAAUGAUCUGUGAUGAGUUUGACCUCUGACCCAAGAGGCUUCUUCAGUUCUGACUGACUACUGGGAAAUUCUGGUAUUUAACCUCAAAGGGGCUGCAUACCCGUAAUGAGGGUCGUUGUAAAAAGGGGGGCUGCAGGUGUGGUGAAACACCCUAUUCUAAGGAGAGCGGAAUGUAAAGUCAGAGUGACAUUUUUGUCUGUGUCUUCCUCAGAAUGAAACUGUCAGUCAGUCAGAACUGAAGAAGCCUUCACGUCUUUAAGAAACCUACUCUGUCCAGUUCCCUCGAUGUAACUAUUUUUUUAACACAACAUGACGUUUUGCCUUUCAAACACUAACCUAUGGUCAGACUGACAUAGAUGAUGAUCAAACACAGACACACUCAGUUGGUGCAGUGUAGUUUUCUGCAGCCCAGCUUUACGUCCUCAUCAUCUGCUGUGACAGCAUUGUAGAAAAUAAGAGAAUUGACUGACAUGGUACCGCUUUUUAAUCAAAACAAAAAUGCUUCAAUAUAUAGUUAAACAUGAUUCGACUGCACAUUGUAUUCACAUCUUCCACUUUUGUGUAUAUUUAUGAUUUUUGGUCAUUCAUUGAUGUGCUAUUUAAUUGCUAAUCCAUUGAAUAAUGGUGAAUUGUUUACCCUUUUCCAUCAUAGGAAAACUGACAGUCAUGAAACUGUUCAGGAAGGAUGCCACGGACACGAAAAAGGAGAAGCACAUCAAGUAUGAGGACCCUCCUGAUGGAGGCUGGGGCUGGAUGGUGGUGCUGCACUGCUUCUUGGUUAACGUCCUGGUGAUGGGUACUCUGAAAACUUUUGGGAUCUUCUUUGUGGCCUUCCAAGAUGAGUUUGGGGGGUCGGCAGAGAGCAUCAGCUGGAUCGGAUCCAUCAUGUCCAGUAUGCGGCUGUCUGGAGCACCCAUAGCCUCAGUGGCCUGCGCUAAGUUUGGAGCCAGGAUAACCUCCAUCACUGGAGCAGUGCUGGUCAGUGGAGGAUUUCUCUUGAGCAUUUAUGCAACCUGUGUGGAGUUCCUCUACGUCAGCAUGGGAGCCAUAGCUGGAAUGGGUUUUGCGCUACUGUAUCAGUCCUUCUCUGUGGUCAUGGCUCAGUACUUUCGAAAGAGGUUAGCCACAGCAUAUUCGAUUGCACGUUCUGGAAUGGGCUUGACCUUUGCCCUUGCUCCAUUCACUCAGUUGCUCCUGGAUUGGUAUGCUUGGCAAGGAGCCAUGUUGAUAUUCGGUGGCAUGAUGCUGAACCUGGUGGCCUCCGGGAUGCUCCUGCGACCCAUCAAUGUGAAACCUCCUGCGCUAAACUCUACCUCUUCUCCCAUCCAAAAGAGUCCUACUGUUUCCCUCAAGAGCUCCUCUGAGAAAGAACUCACUAAGAGCUGCUUAAAUGGCUCCUCUCACCUAACCAAUGGCAUCGCCAGGUCAGACUCCUUCCCAUCCCCCCCUCCUCCUCACAGAAACACUGAGAACCUGGAGGGCCAGUGUACUCAGGGACCCCAAGACCAGGCAGUGAAGCCUGAACUGACCAGACUGGUCCACGGUGGUGCGAAUGGUCACGAGCCCCACCAUGACACGAGUCAGUGUAAACCCACAGCUCCAGAGAGCUUAGCCGAGCUCAGCAGCAGCAUGAACGGAUUCUCUUCACCUGCCAGUUUACCCACAGAAGUCAACAAACCCAAAGUGUUGGAUUUCUCCCUGCUUAAGAACCCAUUCUUUUGCAUAUACACUUGGUCAGUUGUGUUCAGCCAGCUGGCCUACUUCAUCCCCUACUUCCACCUGUCGGCCCGGGCCAGGACCCUGGGCAUCGAAGCCAUGGAUGCUUCAUUUAUCAUCUCUGUGGCAGGUAUAACGGAGACCAUUUCGCAGUUAGCCUCAGGCUGGGUCACUGACAGGAAUCUGUUCCAUAAAUACCACUACCACAAAGCCUAUCUGAUUCUCUGUGGCCUGGUCAACCUUCUCUCCCCUCUGGCAGAUUCCUACAUCCUGCUCAUGGUCUACGCCGUCUUCUUUGCCGUCUUCUGUGGCGGCUACAUGGCUCUGCUGCUGCCUGUUCUAGUUGAUCUCGUGGGAGCAGAGAAAGUCAACAACUCUAUGGGCUUCUCCAUGUUCUUUGUUGGCCUGGGCUGCCUUACAGGGCCCCCUUUAGCAGGUUUCCUCUAUGACUACACCCAGACCUACGACUGUUCCUUCUACCUGGCUGGACUGUGUUAUCUCCUCUCCUCUCUCUCCCUGUUCAUGGAGCCACUGGCUCAGCGUUGGAAAAGCAAGAGGGAACUCAGUCAAACCAAGCGGGCGGAGGGAAGCUGCAAGACCAAUGGCUGCUUCAGCCCUGACCGUGCAGAGAACGGUGCGGUUUAGGAACUUUUGGUGUUGAAUGAGCGUGGUCACGACCGGACCAUGGGCCGACGCACAUUGGACCAGCUUAAAGUUGGAACUGUAGUGACUUAAUCUCUUUAAGCUCGUUAUAUUGACUGGAGAAAAGACGAAGAAUGUGACCACCGUAGCAUAAUGUAUAAACAUACAGUAGUCAGGGAAAUAGUGAAAUGUUAAGUUGGACUUUUGAAGAAGCCAAAAUUGUAUCUUGUCUUCCUUUUGUAAAAGUAUAUACAUGGUAAUAGUGAGGGCCCAUAAAGACAAAUAAAACAAUGAGUUGCCAACACAAAGGGUUGGCGUUUUCAAGGUCAAAAAGUGGUAUUAAUGGGUGAAAAAGUUGGUCCAUCAUACACUGAGUUGCCCUGACGUCCCAGUCAUUUGUCAACACAGACUAACACAGACUUCAGGAACCUGCUCUUUCACAUGCUUAAAUUAUCAUUACAAGUGUAAUUCAACAUCAUUUAAGAGCUGUGUUAUGUUUUUAAGAAAGCAAAUAGUUAGACCCCCAGGUGGGUUUGGAACAUAUUGACCUACUGGCGACUUAGUGAAUCUUACUAACACAUUUUGUUUUUUGUUUGUUUGUUUUUUUUUUUUAAAGAAGGGCCUGUUUUUUUAAGGUAAUACAAGAUCUGUUUUUUGUUUUUUUAGUGCUGCUCUGACACGAGUUAUGGUGACUCCUGAUUUUGAAACUCAAAAACUAAAUUUACCAACAUCUUUUCAGACACCAGACACUUAGAUAGACACCAUAUAUCAUCUGAAUACAAUUUUCCGUUUUUUUUGGUGACACACCCAAAAUAACACAACACCUCAAAGAAAAGCAGUCUCCUUUGGGCCUAAUAAUAAUAAAGUACGGUAAAUAAAAAAAUGAAUCGCUGCCCAUCACGCUUCAGAGAAAACUGAACAAAUAAGCCGUCAAAAAUAAUUCCUGGAGUUAAAUUAGUCAUUUUAGGAACAUGCCAUGUUUAUAGUAAGAGUGAACUACUGUGUUUGUUUAUAUACAUGCACACAUUAUGGUCUUAAUACACAAAUUUUCAAGGUUGUUCAGAACACUGGAUCACAUGUUCAAACUCGCAUCAUCUGUUUUAAUGCUUUUAUUUACAAGAUUUGUGUCUUUGAAUUAUGUCUUUUAUUUAUCGUCCCAUUUAUUCAUAAGUUGUAUCCGAGUAUUUGUACUUGACAAAAACAGUAAAUGUUUCAAUGCAUCCGACUGUAGCCACGUGUUAGCAAAGGUGAAGCAGUAGUGGACUGAAAGUAUGAAUGGCUUUUAUUUUUUCAGGUCUACAUCUGAUGCUCUGCUUUCUUAGCCAACACAUUUAGAUCAAAUAUUUACACUCCAGUCUGUUUGAAGUCCUCACAUCAACAACUUUGUACAAUCUGUGUUACCUAUAUGUUGAGACACUGCUCGACAGUCAAAAUAUUCUAUGCAAUGAAUUCAUUUUUUUAAAAUUUCCUCACAGUCGGAGCACGGCCCAUUGUAAUGAUGUUGAUUUUUAUACGAUCUAUCUUUUUAACUCUUUGACUAAGUGUGUUUUAAAAUUGUUACUGGACCCAUGGGCCCCAAACUGACUGUUGCCUAGACUUCACAGUGCCUGCAGCAGCAAUGGCCUUUGACAGCAAUGCCAUUUAUGACUUUGUUGUGUUAAUAUUUGGGAUUCUUAAUUUCCUGAGGAGUCGAGGGGGUUGUUUUCCACCAGUUUGCCUUACAAGAUACUGUAUCGCAUCUUUACUAAGUCCCUGUGAUGUCAGCCAAAGACACGUUAGACACCGUUGUUAAUUGGGAGUUUAGACAUUGCGAAUGGCCUGAGAAUAAUGUGUUUUGUUAUGCUGCCCUCUUGUGGCAGAUGAAGACACCUGCUUAAAGAAUGUCAUUUCAAUUAGAGGCAAAUUAUUUCCCCUCAACUCACACUCUCAAUACGGAGAAAAGGCUCUUUGUAUUGUUUCAAUAACGACAGUCACGAGCAAAAGCUGUUCUGGCUCGAGAGCUGCAUUCACUUCACGGUCAACACGAAGGCCAUCUGGGUAUUUUUUUUCCCCCACUACCAAUAAACUUUUGAUAUAUAAUGCUUUAAAAUUAAGUAGAUUUGGUGUUGGGUCUCUGUCCUAGUUAUUUGAAGUUAUUUUAACUUUUUUUGUUUGAGCAAUACUUUUUAUGGCUCUUGAUUGUGUUUGACAUCUGAAUUGAUCUCAUGCUCGUGUGCAUCGAGGCUGUUGUUUUACUGCUCCUACCACUGGGUGUGUCUUUAGCUGGUAGUGUUUAGGAAAAUGAGUUAAACUGAUCAUAAAUGCCUUGUUUCAAACCUUGUAUUG